This is a messenger RNA of Spodoptera exigua (beet armyworm), 552 nucleotides long. Lineage: Eukaryota; Metazoa; Arthropoda; Insecta; Lepidoptera; Noctuidae. The record is from the annotation of a GenBank genome assembly.
AUGUUUAAGACGUGUGUGUUACUCGGGUUGGCUUGUAUCCUACUACAAAUAAGGGCUGAUGACGAUUUUGGUCCAGGAGUCUGGAAGGUGAUCUUCAUAGAGAAAUGCGACCAACACAGUCAUAAGUUCAUUUUCGACAUAAAACAGAAGAAAAUCAAUAGAACUCACGACGGCUUCUACGGAGAUCUUAAACUGGACGAAUUAUUCGACGAUAGUUUUGGUAUUCGUGUAGAUAUUUGCAAGCACGUGGAUGGCGGGUGUAAGCAGUACCAGGUGUUGUCAGACGAUUGCUUCAUCAACUUCGUAAACAAAUAUGCCGAGGAAAACGCUAAGGACGCCUUAGCGUGCGCUGGAGUUGUUCCUUCUGAGUUUCCAAUAAAGGAGGGUGAUUAUGAGAUACAUAACUAUGUUUUCGACUACUCGGAGCUCCCAACCGACGGGUGGUACGGCGUCUUCUGUGCCAAAGCCAUAGUGCUGAAGGGUACCGAAGAGGUUGGCUGCGUGGAGGUCCACGUCGAGUUUACAAAAAAAGAAGACGAUGAAGAUGAAUAG